AUGUCACCUCUGGUCUCCUACUCCUCCGACUCCGACUCUGACCAUGAGACCCGGAGCAUGUCCCCUCCAAAAAAGAAAGCCAAAACAGCACCAUCUUCACCACCUCCUCCACUCCCAGCUUCCUUUCAUGACCUCUACGCCGGCACCGUCCGCACCGCGCCCUGCGACGACCCUUCUCUCCACCAGGGUCGCACCCGCCAAAUCCCCCACAUUCCCGGAAACUGGCCAACUCAUGUCUAUGUAGAGUGGCAUCCGCCACGGGAAGUGCAUGAACUGUUGAGCGGGCUGGUUAAGAAGUUGAGGGAGAAAGCGAGAGGGAUUCCAUCCUCUUCAGGGACGGGGGGUAAAGGGAACGACCAAGGCGUGGAGGUCACCACCCUCCUGGAGAGCGAGCUCUCAACGCCAUUACCGCUUCAUAUCAGUCUGUCGCGACCUAUUGUCCUGAAGGAGUGGGAGCGCGAGCAGUUCCUGAAGGAGUUAAAAGAGGAGAUUGAGAAGGGCGCGUCCGCUGCGCUUAAGUGUAGCUCUACCACCUCAGAUAGUAAGGUCAAUGGAAACGACGGCGCAGCAUUCAAGCUUCGUUGUACGAGGGUAGAGUGGCACCGCACGUACGAGAGUGGUCGCUCGUUUUUGGUGCUACGUGUGGAGAGUUUGCGGGUAGGGUCUGGCUCUUCGAGUGAAGACAACGGAGGAGUAUUAGAAAGCGAGAGACCCGGGGUCAACCGGGAGAGCACAGUGGAGCGGAAAGUAAACCACAACCCACAGUUAACAGAACUUCUUCGGAGGUGCAAUUCUGUCGCGGAACGAUUCAAUCAGCCGCAAUUGUAUAAAUGGACCGAAGAGAACGGAGGUAACAAUGGCUCCUGGGAAGUCGGGGAAGCCUUCCACUUAUCGAUUGCGUGGACAUUCGCAGAGCCAACUGAUGAGCUGGUGAGGGUAACAAAGGAUGUGUUUGAGGCACCUGAAGCAAAAGAAAAUAUUCGUCGGGUUAUUGUUCCAGUGGACAGAGUCAAGGUAAAGAUCGGAAAUGUGGUCAACAAUGUCGCACUACGACAACCAGGCCUGAAAGCGGAUGGGAAGAAAGAUGGGAAGAACAUCUUUGGCAUAUGA
Thermochaetoides thermophila DSM 1495 is the source of this 1110-nucleotide messenger RNA. RefSeq lists its product as uncharacterized. The transcript has a single exon. Bases 1 to 1110 code for a protein of 369 amino acids. Gene Ontology annotation, biological process: U6 snRNA 3'-end processing. Gene Ontology annotation, molecular function: 3'-5'-RNA exonuclease activity. The record is from RefSeq and is a predicted model, not a curated record. Gene Ontology annotation, cellular component: nucleus. NCBI's taxonomy places the organism in Eukaryota, Fungi, Ascomycota, Sordariomycetes, Sordariales, Chaetomiaceae.